This is a messenger RNA of Aspergillus terreus NIH2624, 534 nucleotides long. RefSeq lists its product as uncharacterized. Lineage: Eukaryota; Fungi; Ascomycota; Eurotiomycetes; Eurotiales; Aspergillaceae. Gene Ontology annotation, cellular component: mitochondrion; nucleus. The transcript has 3 exons. Bases 1 to 534 code for a protein of 177 amino acids. Gene Ontology annotation, biological process: mitochondrion organization. The record is from RefSeq and is a predicted model, not a curated record.
AUGCCUCGUCAACGUCGCGGUGCCGCUCCGGCCCCUACUCCCGCCCGCAGCGCCCCUACCAGACCGACCGCCGCGCCCGCCCGCCCGGCCGCUGCGCCGCAGUCGCACCAGCAGCAGCAGCCUCACUCGACCGCCGCCCACCCGCAGCAGCAGCAGGCCUACCCUCACCCUCCUCCGCAGGCGGCUCCCGUGCAGCAGAGCGCCGGCCCCGGACUGUUCGGCCAGAUGGCGUCGACCGCCGCUGGUGUCGCCGUCGGUUCGUCUAUCGGCCACGCCAUCGGCGGCCUCUUCAGCGGUGGCGGCUCCAGCGCCCCAGCCGAGUCCCAGCAGGCGCCGCCCCCGGCCCAGGCCCAGCCCAUGGACGCCGGGCUCUGGCAGAGCAGCGCCACCAACAGCUCCUGGGAGAACCCGGCCUGCGAGACGGAUGUGCGCAACUUCCGCAAGUGCAUGGACGAGAACCAGGGCAACAUGAGCAUCUGCGGAUGGUAUCUGGACCAGCUGAAAGCUUGCCAGGCGGCGGCUAAGCCUUACUAG